Penicillium vulpinum is the source of this 876-nucleotide messenger RNA. Its product is annotated as lipoyl(octanoyl) transferase LIP2. Gene Ontology annotation, biological process: protein lipoylation. Lineage: Eukaryota; Fungi; Ascomycota; Eurotiomycetes; Eurotiales; Aspergillaceae. Gene Ontology annotation, molecular function: lipoyl(octanoyl) transferase activity. The transcript has a single exon. Gene Ontology annotation, cellular component: mitochondrion. The coding region runs from base 1 to 876 and encodes 291 amino acids. The record is from RefSeq and is a predicted model, not a curated record.
AUGAGACUCGCGCACCUCCACCUCCCCCACACAACGCCCUUCAGCCGCGUCUCGCACAUCCAACAAACCCUCACAACCAACCUCCUCACGCACAAAAAGCUCGCUUCCCCAGGCUCAAUAUCCUCACAGGAUCUGAGUAGCUCAAGCGCCAUACUCGCCAAGUACCCACCUCCACCCCCAGACCCAACAAUCAUCACCUUCACCCCAAACCCCGUCUACACCACCGGCCGCCGCGACCUCCCACCUUCAAACACAAGUCCACCCGACACGAAAAACUCCAACCUCUCCCUCCCCUCACCUCUCGAACCAAUCCGCUCCCUCCUCACCCCGCAUGGCAGCCAACCACCAAAGGCAGAGUACCACCCCACUCUCCGCGGUGGACAGACAACCUACCACGGGCCGGGCCAGAUGGUCGCGUACACGAUCCUGGAUCUCAAGCGACUAGGCCUAACACCCCGGUGCCACAUCCGUCUUCUAGAGAACAGCGUCAUCGACCUACUGAAGAGCUACGGUGUAGAGGGGUUUACGACAGAAGAUCCGGGGGUGUGGGUGAAGCCAGGAUCAGGAUCGCAACCGAGGAAGAUCACAGCUGUGGGAGUGCAUUUGCGACGUAACAUCAGCAGCUUUGGAAUCGGGCUUAACGUCACGGAUGAGCCGAUGUGGUUCUUUAAGCAGAUUGUAGCUUGUGGACUAGAGGGCAAGGAGGCUACUAGUCUACAGGGUGUGGGUGUUCCAGGAUUAGAUAUUGGGGAUGUUGCUGCUGCAUUUGUGGAGAAGUUUGUUAAUCGGGUUAAUGCGGAUUUUGCAUGCGGGGAGAAUUCGCUGGGGGAGAAGAUUGAUGAGGUUUAUCAGGUUCGGGAGGAGGAUUUGUUAUAG